This is a messenger RNA of Nipponia nippon (crested ibis), 801 nucleotides long. The record is from RefSeq and is a predicted model, not a curated record. NCBI's taxonomy places the organism in Eukaryota, Metazoa, Chordata, Aves, Pelecaniformes, Threskiornithidae.
AUGGGGUGUCCUGAGAGCCCCACGCUGGCCGCCUUCGGCCCGCAGCCGCCUGGGUCCGCUCGCAGGGCGGGUGGGAUCUGCUGGCUGCAGCAGGGGAAGGAGGCCAAGUGCACCAUGAUCCUGAAGACGGGCGUGACGUGGGAGGAAUGCUGUGCCAACGGCAACGUGGAUGUGGCUUGGUCUAAUUACACCUACCCAGGCAACAAGAUCAGUCUGCUGGGCUUCCUGGGGCUGGUGACCUGCCACCCCUGCAAAGAGAGCUGCGAGGGGGUGGUGUGCGGCCCUGACAAGGUCUGCAAGAUGAAGCACGGGCGUCCCCAGUGCGCCUGCGCCCCCGAUUGCUCCAGCCUGCCCCGCAAGCUGCAGGUCUGCGGCUCCGACGGCUACACCUACCGAGACGAGUGCGACCUGCUGACGGCCAAGUGCAGAGACCACCCCGACCUCGAAGUGAUGUACCAGGGCAAAUGCAAAAAGUCCUGCUCCAGCGUGGUGUGCCCCGGCACCCACACCUGCGUGGUGGACCAGACGGGCAGCGCCCACUGCGUGAUGUGCCGGACGGCUCCCUGCCCCGAGCCCACCAGCCUGGACCACGCUCUCUGUGGCAACAACAACGUCACCUACCCCUCGGCGUGCCACCUCCGGCGGGGCGCCCGCCCCCCCCGCCGCCCCCCCCCGGCGUGCCCCCCCCGGCGGGCCCCCUGCCACCGCGGCCGCUCCAUCGGUGUGCGCCACUACGGGAGCUGCUCAGCUGCGGCCAAAUUCUCCCCAGAGACGGACAACGCUGAAGAGAACUACGUGUGA